GUAAAAUAAAAAAAACCCCGCCUAAAACCUAAUGAUCUUACUUACACACUCCAGCUCUUCACCAAUGCCCUUUCACAUAAACCAUUCCACGCCUGCAUCCAUAGUACCCAUUCCUUAUUCCCAAAGGAUUUCCCAGUUCAACUUCUCACUACGCUCCAUUGAUCAACUCCGCCAACCCAUCGACCUUGAUCAUCUUAACAUAUACCAUCAGACCAGUUGCAACCCCUGAUAGUGUCAAUUCUAUCAUCAUAUCACUAUUAGGCCCUUCUUCGCUUAAGCAGGUGCAACAUCACCCGCGGUCUAGUCCGCUGACGCACAGUCUAUUUGCCUCGUCAAAUACGUACAGGUCCUUAGUCUCUUAAUGUCGGACGAUUCUUCUGAACGGCCUCCAUCAAACCCAAGACCUUUUCGCACUGCCGACGAGAUAGUACGCUCUAUACUCGAUGAUGAUUUUUCGCCCGCCGACAUUAGCCCCUCCGGAGAGUUAUUUCGGGCUAUAGAGAGGUAUUAUCCUUAUUCGCGGCCGCUUAAUCGCUCGCGGCCUGAUAUCGUCCGCAACCAUUUAACUCGCCUGGGCCAGCGCUCCUCGUCCCGGAACAGCAUGCCGUUCGAGCUCAACCCGGAAACGCAACGAAGAUUCUCACGAGAACCCCAAAGUUCCGACGCAUCGCCCCGCUAUAAUCAUCCUUCCUCUGCUCCUUACCUACCGCCACUACGAUCUUUAACAAGUACCCGACGACCUUCGGCAAUGCCUCCAUCCAGUCUAUCAGGUGCACGAGCACGAGCGUUGGACCGCUACGCGGCGAGGCUGCGAACAAUGCCUUGGAAUCGGAGCGAGAUUAACGACGAAACAAGCGAGGCCUGGCAGCAAUUUGAACCUAUUGAUAGAGGUUCGCGUGGUACCCGCCGCUCCGCAAAUGGCCAGAUAGCCGAUUCGCAAUCGCCCUUGGAUGAGGAACGCCUACGAGAAGACACCAAUUCCGAAUUACGAGCGCUCUUAGAUUUUAAUCACACUCCUGGCCACCCUUACUCUGAUCUUACAUUUACAUCGUUACCGCCGCCGCCGCCGCCGCCACCACCACCCCAGGAUUCGGCAGAGGACAAUCGACGAGUCAAGAGGCGCAAAUUAGACUCUGAUCGUCUGUCUAGUGGUUUUCAAGGUUUCCGUUAUGGGAAAUAUGGACAGGUGGAACCGGGUCAGCUAACCAUGGAGCUGGUAAGCUGUGACGGUGGCAUCUAUUCGGACGAUGGCCAGAGAUAUGCCGCUGAGAAUAUUCUCAAAAAUGACCAGACCGUCUACUGCACCGAAGGGCCGAGAUGUAACAUCAUCCUAAGGCAUCAAGGGAGCACCGUAUUUACGCUGAAGGAAUUAAUUAUAAAGGCCCCCAGGUCUAAUUUUACCUCUCCUGUUCAGGAAGGUAUGGUCUUCGUUUCGAUGACGUCUGACCAUCUCCUGACACGAACGGCCCAGUACCAAAUUCAGUACUCGGCUUCUAGAAGUUCAUCCAGGCGCGCGGAACGGGAUAGCCAAGCUCAGACGCCUAUUGUUUCUAUCAGACACAAUGAAGACGGAAGCACCAUGACUCACGCGCAGAUAAGGGCGAGGCGUCUAUAUAAUAUCGGCAUGGAUGAUGAAGAUAACAACGUCCGAGUUGCUCAGAUUCCCUCUGAAUUCAAUGUACCACCCCCUUUCAGGGUUACUACGGAAUGCAGCGACGACGAGACGGAUGAUCCGUCUCCAAGGGGAGAUUGGCGGCCGCCCAAUAGGAUAGGGUCCUUGCCAUUCGAGAGUGAAACAAGCGAUGAUGAGGAUAAUACGAAUGAUUAUUCAUUCAGCUCAACGUAUCCGAGCCAUCGGCGGCAUCGUAAUCGAUCAAAUACUGUGCUGGCAGAGGCAGUCGAAGCUGCGCAAGUAGCUACACAGGAGGCGGUUCGCGCGGUAGGCGGGGAGAUGAUGGCUCCUCAUGCACGAUUUUUUAUCGAGCGGAACAAAAGCAAGUGUACAAUUAAGUUUGAUCCUCCGGUUUCUGGACGGUUCAUAUUGUUGAAGAUGUGGAAUCCGCAUCGCGAUCCAGACGAAAAUAUCGACAUACAGGCGGUCAUCGCCAAAGGGUUCGCAGGACCGAGAUAUUUCCCGUCGGUGGAUUUACGAUGAUGAUUGAUGAAGAAGGAAGUUAUGGGAGUCGAUGGUUAACGAUGGUUAUCACGUGUAUUCUUUGGGGGAAUCAUCCAUGAUAAAACCAGGGUUAGCAAUGAUGUAGCUUCAUUGGCUCUACCUAAGGCGCAUAGGUAAUGAUUUCAUACAUGAUUUCAUACAUGUAUAUGGUGUAUAAGGAGCAACUCCUUGUCUUUGAUUGUGAGUGUAUCCACGUCACUUGUGUGGGAAUACUUUUGUAGAGACUAUGUAUGAUACGAGAUUCUUAUAGAGUUAUGCGGGUACCUAGGUAGGUAACUUGUUGUAUUCUAAUCCAGAACAACCUUAACCUACAA
Daldinia caldariorum is the source of this 2490-nucleotide messenger RNA. RefSeq lists its product as uncharacterized. The coding region runs from base 362 to 2155 and encodes 597 amino acids. The record is from RefSeq and is a predicted model, not a curated record. The transcript has 3 exons. NCBI's taxonomy places the organism in Eukaryota, Fungi, Ascomycota, Sordariomycetes, Xylariales, Hypoxylaceae.